CACCGACUACCUUGAAAGACUUGAAGCAGAUGUCUGUGAUGCUUUUGCCAACAAGUUCCACUUGCUAGCUGUUGCACUGGAUCUUGAAAAAGCAUUUGAAAUGGUAUCCAAAGAAAGCGUCAUUGACACACUAGAAGAAUCUGGUCUUACUGGUAACAUCUUAGCUUUUAUUCAAAAUUUCCUCCUCCACCGAGAAAUCAAAGUAAGAUAUAAAAACACACUCUCUGACCCACUUGAAACCAUAAAUGGUGUUCCAACUGGUUCCGUAAUAGGUGUCGUCCUGUUCCUAGCUGAAAUAAAUAAAAUUCUGAAACUAAUUUAUCCACCACUAAGAGCCUAUCUUUUUGCUGAUGAUCUCACGAUAGUUUGUUCUGGGAAAGAUCCAAAAAUUACAAUUCAACUGAUGCAAACAGUUCUGGACAGCAUCAACAUCUGGACCCAAACAACAGGAUUUAAAUUUUCAGCUGCGAAAUCUCGUUAUAUCAUCUUUUCUAAAAAAAUCAUCAGAGACAAAACCGAUCUCCACAUUAACAAAUAAAUAAUUGCCAGAUCUGACGAGAUAAAAAUCUUAGGACUUAUUUGGGACAACAAACUAACCUGGGUAACCCAUAUAAAGCAGCUGAAAGCAGAAUGUCAACGUAGAACAAAUAUACUCAAAGUACUAACAUCUACACAAUAGGGUGAAUCCUCUCAAGUUCUAAUUACCACCUACAAGGCGCUAAUUGAAUCCAAGCUCAACUAUGGCUCAGAAAUAUUUGGCUCAGCAACAAAAUCUAAUCUGAAACUUCUAGAUUCGAUCCAAACCUCAGCUCUGAGGUUGGCUAUGGGAGCCUUUAGGACAAGUCCAACCAACUGCAUCCUAGCUGAAGCCAACGAAGUCCCCCUAAGCCUCAAACGAAAGGAACAGGCCAUUUUAUACUCAAUCAAAUCAUCAGCCGCAGAUAUGGAUUUUUUCACACGUAACCCUCAGCUCGCGGAUCACUAUGAGAGUCACCCCAACACUCCUAAACCACUCCGUCUCCGAGUUCACAACUACUUGGCUGAAUUUAAGGAAACACUACCAAAAAUCUACAAAAGACAGCUAAACCAAAUACCACCUUGGGACAACGUUGAUUUAAUCACUGACUAUAAUAUCAAUGAAAGUGAAAAGAGUAACACAACUCCCGAAACUUUCCAGUCACUUUUCAAUGAGACCAAAGCCAAAUACACAGAUUACUUGGAGUGCUUCACUGAUGGGUCUAAAACCACUGAAAAGGCAGGAUGUGCAAUUAUCUUUCAUGGUCAGGUAAAAGCAGUUAUACUUCCAGGUGCGUACUCUAUUUUUUCCUGCGAAUUGUAUGCAAUAAGAAAUGCCCUCCAAAUGGCACUAGGAAAAAAUAGAAACGUAGUAAUUUACACUGACUCUAAAUCCAUCAUCCAAGCCAUCGAAGAUCUUCUCUCCAAAAAUCCUUUGGUACAACAAAUUCAAUACCUCCUCUACCACUUAAAUAGUAUAAAGGUAGCCAUUGUCUGGAUCCCAUCCCACCAGGGCAUUCCGAACAAUGAAAAAGUGGACGCAAAAGCCAAAAAAGCCGUGGAAUCCGGAAAUUGGGACCCAGAGGCUCUACUCACAUGGACUGACGCUAAAAAGCACGUUAAAAGCUUUAUUCGGAGCCACUGGAAUAAAUAUUGGAGCUCAUUGAGUAAAACUGACACACAAAUAACUCUUACUUACUCAAACAAACCUCCUUCACACCACCGUCUUCCCCGGCGAGAACAAUGUAUAGUCACUAGACUCAAAAUUGGUCACACGAAGCUCACCCAUGCACAUCUUUUUGAAAAAACCAACAGGCCCAUUUGUCUCCCAUGUAAUUCCCUUCUCGAUAUAAAACAUAUACUACUAGACUGCAAUCUAUAUACCAGAAACAGAACAAACCACCACCUCCCAUCCACCCUACAAGAAAUUCUCAACACCCCAGACGGAAAUCGUAAGCUUCUCCAAUAUCUAAAAGAUGCAAAAAUAUAUAACAAAUUGUAAGCCACAGCGGCCCUUGAGAAACUGUUACUGAAAUAUAUUUAUAUAAUAAUAUUAAUUGUUUUCUAUUCACUACUAUGUACUUGUAAUAUUAAUAAUGUAGGCGCUCACGACCUUUAUUGUUGUACAGCGACAUUAAAUAACUAAUAAAAAAAAAAAAAAAUAAAUAAAUUAAGUAGCAUUACACUCGAAGUAGCGUUAUUAGGAGGCAGUAUUACUCUCUUAUCUUUCGCCAUGUGUAAGUAUUAAAAAAUAAUCCUUCCAUUAAUCAAUUAUUAAUAAAUUUCAUAUAUUUAGAAUAUUAUUUGGAGAUAAUUAAUAUUAUACUUUCAUUGCAGGGACUCGAAGACAGGAGAAAAUUUUAGUCCAAAGCCGUUUGGUGACGCAUGAACAUCUUUUUCGAUACAGAGCUUUUGGUACGCGAUGAACAUGCCUGAUAACAAGAAAUAGACACGAGUAGCCAAUGAAACGAAUUUAAUUGAAAUAAAGUCCGUCAGUGACUGUUGGACAUACUUCUCGAGUUUAUAUCAUAUCGUCAAGGAGUGUAAGAGCGCAUCAAAGCGAGGAGUACCACUUGAGCGAUCAACGAUUUGGGAGCACUACGAGGCAUUUAACGCGCACUAUCAUCUCUGCCUCUGUCGAGAGGAGCAACGUUGGCAAAAAUUUAUGGAUUCUC
Messenger RNA from Microplitis mediator, 2690 nucleotides. RefSeq lists its product as uncharacterized. The record is from RefSeq and is a predicted model, not a curated record. Gene Ontology annotation, molecular function: RNA-DNA hybrid ribonuclease activity; nucleic acid binding. Gene Ontology annotation, biological process: DNA replication, removal of RNA primer. Lineage: Eukaryota; Metazoa; Arthropoda; Insecta; Hymenoptera; Braconidae. Bases 824 to 2017 code for a protein of 397 amino acids. The transcript has 2 exons.